Molecule: messenger RNA, 2289 nt
Organism: Heterostelium album PN500
Lineage: Eukaryota; Evosea; Eumycetozoa; Acytosteliales; Acytosteliaceae
Product: putative transmembrane protein
Exons: 2
Coding region: 1-2289 (762 amino acids)
Molecular function (GO): protein binding
Source: RefSeq, a predicted model, not a curated record
AUGGAGAGUUUAGCAAGUGGUAAUAGUAGUGCUAGUGGUAGUGGUAAUGAAGUAAAAAAGAUAAAUGCAAUUAUUACAGGUCAAUCUGGUAUGAUUGGUGAGGGUGUUGUGCAGUGUUGUAUUGAAUCCGAUAGUGUAGAAAAGAUUCUAUUGAUAAAUAGAAAACCCUCCGGACUUAAACAUGAGAAGAUAAGGGAAAUAAUACAUGCCGACUUCACUAAUCUAACCGAUAUCAAAGAUCAGUUGAAAGGUUAUGAUUCUGUUUAUUUCUGUGCUGGUACUAGUUCAGUUGGUGUGGAUAAAGAGACAUAUCAUAGAAUAUCCUAUGAGAUGCCAAUGGAGAUGUUGAAUACAGUUGCCAGUAUCAACAAUAUCAAAUCGAAACAAGACAAUGAUUUAACAUUCAUCUACGUAACUGGUGCUGGAACCGAUGAAAAGAGUUGGAGUAAUUGGGCACAAGUAAAGGCAAAGGCAGAGAAUCAUAUAUUCGCAUCGAAUUUCAAUAAAACAUUUGCAUUCAGACCUGGUUGGGUUCAUCCAAUGCCUGGUCUAAGAAAUAGUUACAAGAUCUAUAAAUACAUUGGUUGGUUGUAUCCAAUUGGUAGAUCAAUUUCCUCGAAUGGUUUUAUUUCAUUAAAAGAAUUAGGUAAUGCAAUGAUUAAAUGUUCAACAUCUGGUUAUAGUAAAAAUAUUAUAAAUGGUAGUGAUAUGGCAAUAUUAGCUGUAUUCAAGGAUCAUAAAUGGGACUUUAUCACUGAUAUUAAACAAUCAUUCAACCAAUUAUUAAAUAAUAAUAAUCAUGAUGACACAGACAAUAGAGACAUUAACAAUCAAAAUAAUGAAACAAAUACAAACUUUAUAAUAAAUAGAAUCAAUAACUUAUGGUCAAACAUUAAACAAUCUAUAUCGAUUACCAAAUCAUUAAAAGCUUCAGAGAAUCAGAUAAAAAGUUAUUUCGGAGAGAUCCAUGAUUACUUGAUGUCAGAAGAACUUAGAUUGACAAAACCUUUCACCAAUGAUAAGGUUACCAUUGAAAACCAACUUCAAGAUAAUAUCAAAGAAUUAAAUCAAUUAACAUUAAUUAUCAAAUUCAAUAAUAUUCUAAAUAAUAGUAAUGAUCAAAACCACAGUAAUAUUAGUGAUCAAUCACAGAAUAAUAAUAGUAGCAAUGAUAUAGACAUGGGUUCAGAGAAUAAUAUAGAAAGUCAAUCAUUAAAAGAGUAUAUAGAGAAAUACAAAUAUUCAGAUAUUGAUUACAAUAGUAAAGAUAAUAACAACAAUUCAGAAGAAAAACUAAUUCUUUUAUUAUCAAAAUACCUUAAUGGUAUGAAAUCAACCUCAACAUCCCCAACUUCAUUAAAUCAUAAUAUUAAUUACAGUAUUUCAAUUGACUCAAAUUAUAAAACCAAAUUAGUUGAUUUUUUGAAACAAUCAAUUCAGUUGAAUGAUCAUAAUAGAGAACCAAUAGCAUAUCUAUUCUCUGCCUAUUCGAAUGGUGAGAUAUCACUUCUCAACCUAUCAAAUAAUCAUUUGGAAACCAUCAAGAUUGAUGAAUUCGAAUUUGAUGGAACAUUACAAUCCACUGUUGGAGUUGGUGAAUAUGUCUACAUUUUUGGAGGUAUUAAUCCAAAAAAGUAUUGUAGAUUCUCAAUUCGAACCAAAACAAUUGAUUUCAUUGGUGAUAUUAAUGUAGAGAUUGAAAAUGACCCUAUAGCAGUUUAUGAUGGCACAUCAUUCAUUUACUUGGUCAACGGAUAUUUAUUGAAUAGGUACUUGGAGGUUAGAGUAGUCCGAUUCGAUUUAAAGAGACAGAAGUUUGAAUAUUCAGUAGUCCAUCCAUGUCAGAUAACCAGACUCUCAUACUUUCACCGGAAAUCACUUGUUUUUAUUAAUAAUUGUGACAAAGAUAAUUUAUUCUCUGUAUUACCAGAGACUGGUGAAUCCAAGAUUAGCACUCUUUCACUUGAUUUGAAGAGUAUGGACGUCAACUAUUGUAUCGACGAUAAUGGAAACAUUUACUAUUUAAAUUGUGGAUGUUUUUAUAGUAGAAAUCUCAUGUUUGGAAAUAUAAAUAUUCUACCAGGUUUUCGGAUUAAAACCAAUAAGUUCAAUCUGGUCUAUCACAGGGUAUCAGAAAAAGAGAGCUAUAUCUAUGCAAUGUGCUCAUUUCAAGUCCAACCCAACACUUUUAGACAUUAUAAAUAUUCAAUUGGUGAAAAAUGUUGGAGUCCAUUGGUCGAAGUAAAUAAUGAUCAAAUUUGUGGAUCUUGUUUAAUAGAAUUUAAAUAA